AUGAAUGUAACGCUACGCUCACUGAAGGAUGAGGAGGUGCAGAAGGACAUAACAGUGCGCAGACUGAGCGACUACUUUGAUUUUGGCGUCGUACUGGCCAUUUACUCCACCGACGCUGCAAUUGCUUGGGGAUUCGAUGAACACGCGGCUUGCAGCUGGAAUUAUUCUAACGAAACCGACGUGAAAAGUAUAAUUGAGAGAGAAUUUUACGCUGUGAAGAGUGACCAAAGACUGCAUGUUGACUUGACGUUUUAUCCAAAAGAAGAAGGACUGCAAACGGCUUUACUGAUGCCAUGUUGGAAACAAAAACGAGCUGCGUUCGGAUAUCCUGUGAGUGCCGAAAAUUUCGUGCCGUAUCCGAUGAUGGACCCAUUGCUGCAUGUGGAUGCUGCAAUAGCGUUUCAAAAUCCAUACGGAUAUCUGCCGGGACUAUUGUUUGGGCUGUAUGUAUUCAACGGAGUUUUAUCGUUGGUAUAUGGGGCACUAGAUGUUUACUUUUUGAUAUUGAUCAAUCGCCACCGCCAUAGCGUCGUUGGGACGCACUUCUUCCUGCUUGUUGUCUUGUUGCUCUCAACAGGCGAAUCAGUGGUGUGGUUCGUAACGUAUAAGCUUUUAAAUGCGUCCGGUGUGCCUGUUUGUUGCCCAUACCCAGACACGGUGCUCUUUUCAACUUUUGUAAAGGUCCUUGCAGGAAUGGUGGCGCGUAUUGCUACAACGCUGGUCAGCUUAGGCUACGCUGUUGGAGCACUUGAAGUAAGCCAUCUUGCCAAUCAAUCAGAAGGUGAUGUGCGACCUCCUGCUGUCUGGGAAGCGCUCGUUAUUAUGACCAAUGGAUGCUUUGGAGGAUGGAUUUUCAUGUCACUCAAGCUUACACGAAAAAAUCUAGCCGCUUUUGGCCAGACGGCUAAACUGCAGAUAUACGCUUCUCUUAAUCGUAUUUUGGUCGCAUACGUGGUCAUCUCAUUUUUUUUAAUGGCUCUUGAAGGGGCUAUCUAUUCAGGCUCAGUGUGGGUACCGUGGACGUACAUAUGGAUGGUGUGGGCAGCAACUCGCCUCUUCUUUUUCGGGAUAUUGCUUGUAGUAGUGUAUUUAUGGCGACCAACCGAGCAUGGCCUACUUUAUGCCCAGAUGGAUCAGCUCCCUAAUCGGGAACCAGUCACGCCACAAUCCCGUGGUAUUGAACUAAAUCAGCGUGUUGCCUCAGCAACAGAUGACGAAAACUCAACACCUUUCGAGGCCUCUUCAAAUGCAGAUUUUCCAGCUUGCGGCAAAACUGCUCCGACAGUCGAGUCAUUGUAA
Plasmopara halstedii is the source of this 1299-nucleotide messenger RNA. Its product is annotated as gpr7 transmembrane protein. Gene Ontology annotation, biological process: transport. The coding region runs from base 1 to 1299 and encodes 432 amino acids. Gene Ontology annotation, cellular component: membrane; Golgi apparatus. Lineage: Eukaryota; Oomycota; Peronosporomycetes; Peronosporales; Peronosporaceae. The transcript is spliced from 6 exons. The record is from RefSeq and is a predicted model, not a curated record.